ACCAUAUCUUAAUUCUCUCGCUUUCCGCCUUCUUUCUUCUCCAAAACGUGUAGAGGGCUAGCUUUCUUCUUUCUUCGUGUGGUUGUUCUUCAACUGCUACAAGACUAACAUAUAUUUCUUCAAGAACCACUGCUACAAGCUUUUGAGAGGAUAAAGAACAAGAAUUCGUGGUCUGGGUUUUGUUUUAAUAUUUGUAAGGAUGAAGACUAGUUCGACUUCGGCGGCUAUGGACUAUUCUUAUUCAUUGGUGGACACUUCUUUGGAUCUUAAUGUUAAUCCUCGACGUGCUAACGAUGUUGCUCCUCUACAAGAAAGGUUUGGCUUGGUCAAAGAAGUUCGAAGCAAUUUUAUGGAGUUGGGGAGGAAGGUUUCAGUGAAAGAAGAGAAUGGAGCUUUGGUAGAGGAAUUGAACCGAGUAAGGGCAGAAAACAAGAAGCUGACAGAAAUGCUAGCUGUGAUGUGUGAAAACUACAAUGCUUUGAGAAGCCAGUUAAUGGAUUAUAUGAGCAAGAAUCCAGACAAGGAGCUUAGCCCAUCAAGGAAAAGAAAAUCUGAAAGCAGCAACAACAAUAAUGACAAUACUAUUGCAAUGAAUCGGAAUUCUGAGAGCAGCUCAACUGAUGAAGAAUCAAGCAAGAAACCAAGGGAAGAAGUAAUCAAAUCAAAGAUUUCAAAGGUUUAUAUGAGGACGGAAGCAUCCGAUACAAGCCUAGUUGUCAAGGAUGGAUAUCAAUGGAGAAAAUAUGGCCAAAAGGUCACAAGAGAUAAUCCUUCUCCAAGAGCUUACUUCAAAUGCUCUUUUGCUCCUAGCUGCCCUGUCAAAAAGAAGGUUCAAAGAAGCAUUGAAGAUCAAUCUGUUCUAGUGGCAACUUAUGAAGGGGAGCACAAUCAUCCACAUCCCUCACAAAUGGAGGCAACAUCAGCUGCAACUCGUAGUCUGAACUUUAGUUCAGUACCCUGCUCAGCCUCACUUGGGUCUGCUGGACCAACCAUUACUCUUGACCUCACAAAACCUAAGUCCAGCAACAAUGAUGCCAGAAGUUCAAAAUCAAGAAUGGAAACUACUCCUGAGAUCAGGCAGUUCUUGGUGGAACAAAUGGCCUCGUCCUUGACCAAAGAUCCCAAUUUCACAGCAGCACUAGCAGCAGCUAUUUCAGGAAGAAUGUUGCAGUAGAAUCACACAGAAAAGUGGUGACUUAUUAGAUGAUAAUUAUUUUUAGUUUUAUGAACUUGUAAUCUCUCUCCAAUUAGACCCAUUUGAAGUUUGGAUUAGAAUGUAUUUGUAAAUAGAAGAGAAAGAAAAAUGGAAAACAAGAAUGAAAUUUCAAAAUUUUGCUUUGA
This is a messenger RNA of Hevea brasiliensis (rubber tree), 1341 nucleotides long. RefSeq names its product probable WRKY transcription factor 40. Lineage: Eukaryota; Viridiplantae; Streptophyta; Magnoliopsida; Malpighiales; Euphorbiaceae. The record is from RefSeq and is a predicted model, not a curated record. Gene Ontology annotation, biological process: protein modification process; regulation of DNA-templated transcription. Gene Ontology annotation, molecular function: sequence-specific DNA binding; DNA-binding transcription factor activity. The transcript has 4 exons. The coding region runs from base 200 to 1174 and encodes 324 amino acids.